UCUAUGGUUUGGGCGCUAACUGUAAGGGGUGUCUGGGUUUGGGUCACGACAUUGAAGUGAAAACACCGCAAAUGAUACCCGAAUUGUGUGACCAAAGGAUCCGACAGUUUAUCAAUGGCUCGGACUUUGUGUUGGCUAUGAAUGAGGACAACCAUGUGUUCAGUUGGGGAGACAAUCAUUGCGGACAGUGCGGUCGAAAGGCGACACCAUUUCGCGUGUAUUUAAAACCGGAAGUCAUAUCUGAUUUGAAUGACAAGAAUAUAACACAUAUUUGCUGUGGUUUCAAACACUCCCUGGCCCUCACUACUGAUGGACAGGUGUACGGGUGGGGCAGUUAUUAUGAACAAUACCAAAAUGCUGAAGGGAGUGACACAAGGGUAAUCAAUUCGUGUGAAAAUCAUUACAAAAGUUUCUUUGAAGAGUUGUCGGACAAUCCGAUAGGUUCGGGAGGUUUCGGAACAGUAUUUAAAGUAAGGCAUAGAUUCGAUGAACACAUAUAUGCCGUCAAAAGGAUACAUAAAGAAGAUGAAAUCAAAAAUCAUAUGGAAGUUAAGAAUUUAGUAAAAGUUCGUUCAAAAUAUGUGGUCCAGUAUUACAACUCAUGGACUGAAGGGAUUAUACUUUAUAUUCAGAUGGAGUUAUGUGAAUAUAAUUUACAGAAUAUUCUUGAAGUAAAACUACAAGUAUUUGGUCGACAGUUAGGUGAAGCCAUGGAUUCAGUAGAGUAUCUCAUUUCGUGUGAAAUAUUCCGUCAGGUCUUAGAAAGUGUUCAGUAUUUGCAUGAAUUGAAUCCACAGAUCAUUCACAGAGAUCUCAAACCAGAAAAUAUAUUAAUCACUUUAGGAAAAGCCAUGGAUUGUGUCGAAUAUCUCAUUUCAUGUGAAAUAUUCCGUCAGAUCUUAGAAAGUGUUCAGUAUUUGCAUGAAAUGAAUCCACAGAUCAUUCACAGAGACCUCAAACCAGAAAAUAUAUUAAUAGCUGAAAAUAUAAGGAACGGUAGAUUUGUUAAGUUAUGUGACUUUGGUUUGGCUACAGUUCACGACAAACGCGUUCACUACCGGACGACACAAAAACACACCGCAGAUGUCGGGGAUAUGAGAUAUAUAGCUCCAGAAGUUUCUCAGGGAGGAAAAUACGGACAUAAAUGUGAUAUUUAUAGUUUGGCACUAAUUGGAGGAAAUAUUUUUGAAAUUGAUUUAUUUAAUCUAGAAUUAGAAGAUACAAAUGUAUAUUCGGAAUUAUAUCAAAUUUUAAACGAACCGGUAUAUCGACUGCAAACGAUCCUAAUAUCGAUGUUUAGGACCCGGUUGUGGCACAGAAGGCCGGAAUGCAGUGAAGUAUUGUCCGAAUAUAACGAGUGGUCUAUCGAUAGGAAUAUUCUCGCAAAUGAUACCCGAUUUGACGGAAUAUUAAGCAUACUUCAAUCCAAUGACAAUCAUCUAUUCAUUGAGUUGUCGGCCAUCGGUUCAGGAGGUUUUGGAACUGUGUUUAAAGUAAAGCAUAGAUUCGAAGAACACAUUUAUGCCAUCAAGAGAGUUGAGAUUAAAGACGAAUCUGAAGAAUACUUGCAAAGGUUUUAUAAUGAAGUGAAGAAUUUAAUAAAAGUUCGUUCGGAAUAUUGUGUUCAGUAUUACAACUCAUGGACUGAAGGGAAUAUACUUUAUAUACAUAUGGAGUUAUGUGAACAUAAUUUACAGAAUAUUCUUGAAGUAAAACAACAAGUAUUUGACAGAAAAUUAGGAAAAGCCAUGGAUUGUGUCGAAUAUCUCAUUUCAUGUGAAAUAUUCCGUCAGAUCUUAGAAAGUGUUCAGUAUUUGCAUGAAAUGAAUCCACAGAUCAUUCACAGAGACCUCAAACCAGAAAAU
Molecule: messenger RNA, 1865 nt
Organism: Oppiella nova
Lineage: Eukaryota; Metazoa; Arthropoda; Arachnida; Sarcoptiformes; Oppiidae
Source: the annotation of a GenBank genome assembly